This is a messenger RNA of Branchiostoma belcheri (Belcher's lancelet), 738 nucleotides long. Its product is annotated as opsin-3-like. Gene Ontology annotation, biological process: visual perception; G protein-coupled receptor signaling pathway. Lineage: Eukaryota; Metazoa; Chordata; Leptocardii; Amphioxiformes; Branchiostomatidae. The transcript has 4 exons. Gene Ontology annotation, cellular component: membrane; photoreceptor outer segment. Bases 1 to 738 code for a protein of 245 amino acids. Gene Ontology annotation, molecular function: G protein-coupled receptor activity. The record is from RefSeq and is a predicted model, not a curated record.
AUGCGUGGAGCGUCCUGUGCCAAUGGUUCCAGGAGUGGCGCCGGUUCGACCGACUGCGCCUCGACAUUUCAGCAGCCUGGAUUAGCUUGGAGGGCCGUGGCCUCGGUCCUGGCAAUCAUUGCCGUGUUGGGGAUCGUGAAUAACUCCACCACCCUGUACCUCGUGGGGCGGUACAGCCAGCUGCGAACACCCUUCAACAUGCUGGUGGUCAACCUGACCGUCAGUGACCUGCUGGUGUGCGUCCUCGGCACGCCAUUCAGCUUUGUCUCCAGUCUGAAGGGCCGCUGGAUGUUCGGGCGUGCCGGCUGUGUGUGGUACGGAUUCAUCAACAGUCUGCUGGGUAUCGUGUCCCUGACCACCUUGACAGUCAUCUCCUACGAGCGCCACCAGAUGAUGAAGCGGCCCCCAAACGCACCCAAGCUGUCCUACCGCUGGGUGGCGCUUUCCGUGCUGUUCGUCUGGGUCUACAGCCUGCUCUGGACGGUCCCGCCGUUGAUGGGGUGGAGCAGCUACGGUCCCGAGUCUCACGGCGUGAGCUGCUCGGUCAACUGGGUGUCGCGCACCGCCAACGACACCUCCUACAUCGUGGCGUUCUUCGUGGGCCGCCUGGCUGUUCCUGUCGCCGUCAUAGUUGUCUCCUACACCCGCUUUGCGUAUUUCUCCACCUUGAUGUCAACACUCACCGAGAAUGCUGCCGUCACAAUUCUAAGCCGGGACCCGGCCGGGCUGUUUGAAUGA